Didymodactylos carnosus is the source of this 1691-nucleotide messenger RNA. Lineage: Eukaryota; Metazoa; Rotifera; Eurotatoria; Philodinida; Philodinidae. The record is from the annotation of a GenBank genome assembly.
AUGCUGCGUAUUGUUCUCCUGUUUUCAUUGUCUUUAUCACAAACAAUAUUAUUUGAUUAUGAACAAGCUAUAGCCAACAUCACUAAUGUCAACGAUUCGGUUCUAUCCUCCUUUCUUCGUGUACAACAACGAACCACAGCAGCACGUUUCGAUAAUAUAAGACGAGGCGUUGAAUCGAUUCAGCUAUCGUUUAAGGAACAAAUCUCAAUUGUCAAUUACUGUGCAAUAAAUUGUUUGAAUCCUGGUAGUGGAAGAGCUUGUAUACCAAAACAUUGGAUGUGUGAUGGUGGAGCACCUGAUUGUCAAGAUGGAAGUGAUGAAGAUCCACGCUAUUGUGGUAUACUUACUCUCAGUUUUCAAAUCGUUUUAGAUCUAAACACUUACAAUUUUGUAGCAUUGGGCGAAUGUAAUAAUAAUGAAACACGUUGUGUAAAUCCUGAUUUAUCUCGGGAAACUAUUAUGCCGACGACGACGUUAUCAACACCGAGAACAUCAACAGAUCCAAUAUUAGAAAUAAUUGAACUAUAUCGACGGGCAUGUGGAGUAGGGGGCGGGAUUAUCGCUUUGCUUUUAGCUGCCGAUUGUCAAAUGAAUUGUUUAAAUCCAUUAAAUGGUUCAAAAUGUUUUGCAAAACAAUGGCUGUGCGAUGGAAUUCUUGACUGUGCUGAUGCUAGUGAUGAAGAUCCACGUUAUUGUGCUCGUGAUAGGCUAUGCACAUGGAAUGAAACACGUUGUGUUAAUCCUGGAAGUGGUCGACAGUGUAUUCCAAAGCAUUAUAUGUGUGAUGGUGGAAGUCCUGAUUGUCAAGAUGCAAGUGAUGAAGAUCCGCGAUAUUGUGGUAAACGAAGAAAAUAUUUAACCCAACAAUCAUAUACUAUAACUAAAACAUUACCGCCGACGACAGCAGCUGGCAUUAAUUAUUGUGCAAUAAAUUGUUUGAAUCCUGGUAGUGGAAGAGCUUGUAUACCAAAACACUGGAUGUGUGAUGGUGGAGGCACUUGUAUUUCAAAACAAUGGAUGUGUGAUGGUCAUCGUGACUGUCUGGAUGGCAGUGAUGAGGACUUACGUUAUUGUGCUGUCAGUCAUUGUGCAAUAAAUUGCGUUCGACCUGGUAAUGGACGUCAAUGUAUACCGAAAGCUUGGAUGUGUGAUGGUGAUCGAGACUGCAGUGAUGGUAGUGACGAAGAUUCUCGCUAUUGUUCUGUUGCUGUUUGCACACGAAACCAAACUCGAUGUGUUAAUCCCGGUAUGGAAGAACGUGUAUUUCAAAACAUUGGAUGUGCGAUGGAGACCGGCUCUUGUGGUGGAAUUAAUUGUGUAAAUGGUGGUACGUGCGAUGCAACAUUAGAUAUUUGUGAUUGUCCUCUGGGUUAUACAGGUGUUGACUGUUCACUUUCAUGUGGUACAUCUUACCAUAUACCAAAUAUUGCACUAAAAAUAGCAAAUGGCAAAGAAGCUGUUCCUUAUUCAUGGCCAUGGAUGGCACGGAUAAAUUCAGGAAAAAGUCUUUGUGGUGGUUUUUUAAUUGAUGACCAACAUAUUUUAACCGCUGCACAUUGUUGUGAUUCACCGAGUCCAAUUCAGUAUACAAUUUAUCUGGGUCUCUCAAAUAGAUCAAAUACAUAUCAAGAUCCAAACGUAAAACAAAUGAAAGUUGAACGAAUAUUUCUACAUGAACAAUAUGAAUCAUA